Molecule: messenger RNA, 1851 nt
Organism: Ostreococcus tauri
Lineage: Eukaryota; Viridiplantae; Chlorophyta; Mamiellophyceae; Mamiellales; Bathycoccaceae
Product: tRNA (guanine-N-7) methyltransferase
Exons: 1
Coding region: 1-1851 (616 amino acids)
Biological process (GO): tRNA modification
Cellular component (GO): chloroplast
Molecular function (GO): tRNA (guanine(46)-N7)-methyltransferase activity; protein binding
Source: RefSeq, a predicted model, not a curated record
AUGGAGACGAACGACCACGCGAGCAGGCGACGGGCGAAGAAAAAGUCGAAGAAGCGCGCGGCGACGAGAGAGACCGCGAACGAGCGAGAGGGCGUGAAGCGCACGAAAUCACACGCGCGACCGGGAGACGAUGACGGGAGAGAGGCGACGACGGGGACGAGGACGGGGGACGAGACGAAGCGACUCGCCGGGACGGAUAAGGACGCGAGAGACGCGAGAGAAGACGCGGACGGACUGUCGACGUCGUAUCUCGCAUCCUUAGACGAAGGCAUGAAGCGAUCAAUAAAAUCAUUCAGAAAACGGGCGCGGGACGCGCAAACGCUCCUCAAGCGGGCGAUGAAGGUGAAGGAUGUAAAGUUUUUCAAUCGCCUCGUGAAGGAUUUCGGCAACGACAAGCAAUACGGAUUCGCAAAGGAAGCGUUCGAACGAAUCGCUCGAAGCGGUUUGACGCCGAACGUGUACUCGUACACGAACAUGUUAAACGCGGCGACGCGUGUGAGUGAGGUUGGGCAAAUGCGGAAAAUUUGGAAGGAGAUGCGAGACGCCGGCGUCGAGCCGAACGAGGUGGCGUACACCGUGCUUGUCAAGGGCGAAUGUCAGGCAGGGAACAUUGAUCGCGCGCGGGAGAUCGUUCGAGAGAUGAUCGACGGAGGCGUUGAACCAAAUCAACGCACGUACGGGACGCUCUUACGCAACUGUGUGAGGUACGGCGAUGUGGAGAACGCGGCGAAAUUUGUGCAGACAAUGCGAGAGCGAAGCUCGCCUCCGGAUGCGACUGCGUGCGAGUACUACAUCAAGACGAUGUGUGGAGAGCUCAUGGUUCAACAGACGCUUUCCUUCAUACGUGAUGUCAAACGAGACGGGAUUGAGGUCACCGCGCAAUCUUACGUCGCCCUCGCGACGGCGGCAAGUCUGGUCAUGCCAGCUGAGGAAAUAGCGAUGAAGGCGUGCGAAGACGCUCGAGCAAAACUCGACGCGGACGUGCGCGAUGCGCCGGGAACGGCGAACUCUAGGUAUGACGACGACUACGGCGACGGAUGUGAUGACGACUAUCGCAUACGCGCGCACGAGGGCGAUGACUCGGCGGCCGAUGUGCCAUCAAAGAGCGUUCAACUGUUUCUACAACUGCGGGCGCAGGAUGCGUUGCGAGAGAUUGAAGCGGUGGAGUCGUACAUCACAGACAUUCCUCUGAAACGAAGGGUUCAAAUCGCUGAACUAGCAGCAAAAGGGGGCGAGCAAGCAACGAACGUGCGAAUAUUAGGCGGUGGGGGGGAAAGCGAUAAGACCGUGGACGCCGCCGACGCUGGCGCCGACGUGCGCAUUGAGAUCUGCAGUGGUCACGGCGACUGGAUCACGCGACGGGCGAAAUUGGAUCCAAAGAUUCAAUGGAUCGGAAUCGAAAUGCGUCGAAACCGAGUUUUAUUGACAUGGAUGAAAGCGUUGCGGUUAGGCGUGGAGAAGAAUCUGAGACUCGUGUGCGGCAUGGCUCACGACGCGCUCGACGUCUGUCGCGCGCCGCCUGGAUCGGCGACUGAAGUCUACGUCAACUACCCUGAUCCUCCCGAGUGGGUCGGUAGUUCGCAAGUUCUAGUCCAAGAUACGUUUUUACGUGACGUUCAUCGCGUUCUCAAGCCAGGAGGGCACCUAAUUUGUGUCACAGAUGAUUCCGCGUAUGCGAUGCGCAUGUGCCGAGAACUCAGAAAGGCUCGAUCUCUCUUCGAGACGACAGAACCAGAGGGCAAACCGUUUGCGAGUGGCGUUCCCGAGGACUACGGGGCGAGUUAUUUCGACUCGAUGUGGACACUAGGCAAUCAGCGCGAUCGAUAUACGCUUCGUUACGUCAAGAUUUAA